AUGGCUGUAAUUCAAGGGCUUUUAUUUAGCCUAGAUGGUUUUGUUACAGCGUUGUUAAAAUCUCCUUUUAAUCAAAUGUGUUAUGCUAUUAAUAAAUCCGAGGGGAUAUCAAAUAAAAAAAAAGAUUAUAUAAUUACCAAGGCCACUGAGUCGAAUGAACACUGUAAAGAAACCUUAAAGAAAUUUGGAAUAAUAACAAUUGCCGGUCAAUUAUUAACCUUUAUUGCCGUUAGUAGCAGUGAAGAAAAUAAGUUAGGUGAAUAUGGGCAUUUAAUGGUUAUAAGUUAUCUAGUUCCGAUACUUUUUGCGGCACUUGACAUUUAUUUGAUUCAUAAAGAACUGAGAAAAAUUAAAAAAAAUGUCAAGUCUACUCAUGGCUUGAAACCAGAUGAGUCAAUUUUCCAAGUAGGCGAAUAUGGUCCGUAUCAGCAAACACAAAGGUUAGAUAUUUAUUAUAAAUAUAUAAAUAAACUAUUAAAAGAAAAAAAGGUCUAUUACUGUUUUUGCUCUCCCGAGGAACUAACCCGAGAAAAAGAGGAGUAUAUAAGAGAAAAUAAGCGAAGUAAUUAUCAAUACUCGCGGAAAUGCUUACAAUUGAGCGAAAAUGAGAUUGAAUCUUUUCUCCAAACCCAAAAGCCUUAUGUUUUGCGCUUGAAAAUCCCCCCAACUAGAAGUUAUUUUUUCCGUGAUUUAGUGCGAGGCGAAGUGAAAUUUGCGGGAAAAGAUAUUGAGGAUUUUGUAAUUUGUCGCAGCAAUGGCACCCCUCUGCUUAAUUUUGUGGUAGUUAUUGACGAUUAUUGCAUGAAAAUUAGCCAUGUUUUACGGGGCGAGGAGCAUUUAUCUAAUACUAGCAAGCAAUUAGUUUUAUAUGAAGCGUUACAAUGA
Molecule: messenger RNA, 885 nt
Organism: Entrophospora sp. SA101
Lineage: Eukaryota; Fungi; Glomeromycota; Glomeromycetes; Entrophosporales; Entrophosporaceae
Source: the annotation of a GenBank genome assembly